Hyaloscypha bicolor E is the source of this 1134-nucleotide messenger RNA. RefSeq lists its product as uncharacterized. The coding region runs from base 113 to 1090 and encodes 325 amino acids. Lineage: Eukaryota; Fungi; Ascomycota; Leotiomycetes; Helotiales; Hyaloscyphaceae. The record is from RefSeq and is a predicted model, not a curated record. The transcript is spliced from 2 exons.
GUUGAAAAUUGGUUUCUGUUUGAGCGUGCGCACUGGGUGCGUUACCAGAUGAUAGACUUGAAAAGGUCAUGGGAUCAAAUUGUGUUCGGCUUUCCAGUUCAAUUUCAUCAAGAUGCACCAAGACGUGCUAACCUGCAAGAUGACUUUCACAAAAACAACGAUAUCGUGGCACUCGAUGAAGACGGAAACGCAGUGUUCGACCUCAAUGGAAGACAAGAGUGGAUUAGGAUGGAUCAAACAUGUCAAAGACCAUAACGUGGUGGAGGGCGUUCCUGUAACAUUUGUCGAAAGGUAUCCUUGGGAGGCAUUGGAAAAUGAUUGGGUGUCUCCUAAGCACAAAAUCCAGGCCAAGAAGAUUCUGGAGGACAUCAAAGCGAAGAGGCCUAGCGAAUACACUCGAACAGAGCAACACAUUGUAGCCAUGCGAGACUAUUGGAUCAAGCAGCUGAAGCAACGACCUAGAAACGCCGUCGUACCAGUCAAGAGCGCAAAAGACCCAAAACCUCGAAAGACUGGCAAAGCUCCUCACUAUAUCGAAACCUUUGGGAAUUCCGACGACGAAUUAACCAAUGCCGAACAGAGGGGAGGGAAGUCGUUCGUAACGGUUCGAGGACAUGAUCCCAAGGUCCCAGGAGCUUCCACCCUACUUUCCAGCAGCAAGAGGUCUGCGUCCUUGGACACCACCUCCAACAUUGGUUCUAGCCACCCGAUCUGGUUGGAUCCCCAGCUCCACCAAGUCAACAACCCAGGUCCCCAAACUUCGAUCACACCGACAGGUCAAGGAAUUGGUACUUCCGAAGCCCCACCUCCUGAAGUUCCAGUCCCUUCGGCCUUGAGGAGUUACGAAACUGUCGAACUCAUUGCUCUGCAUUUAGCAUGCACACCGAACUUCCAUCAAAUGAUGAGAUUAGAUGGUAAGAUGUCAAUGCGAUCACUUGACAAGAACUGGUUGUGUGGCCUAGAUCUGCCUGAGAGGCAAUACCGGAACUUACGAAUGACACCGCGUGGCUGGCACACUAUCAGCGUCGCAAUUACUAUGAGGCCAUCAAAAGACGAGCGUCAGAAAUCUUUGAACAACUUCCAAAAAUGACCAGAACGCCGCUGGAGAAGCCAAUAAAAAGACCCGCGCCUGUC